Messenger RNA from Colletotrichum godetiae, 504 nucleotides. RefSeq lists its product as uncharacterized. The record is from RefSeq and is a predicted model, not a curated record. The transcript has a single exon. Lineage: Eukaryota; Fungi; Ascomycota; Sordariomycetes; Glomerellales; Glomerellaceae. The coding region runs from base 249 to 470 and encodes 73 amino acids.
GACGACGACGAUGAUGACUGCACUCGUCAGCGGCAUCAAUAUCCGUCUGACUUUGCCUUAGCCUCUCUCUCUCUCUCUCUCUCUUUACGGAGUACUUUUGAGGUAUAUGGAAGCAAAUAUUAGUUGAUGCCUCGCCUGGAUGACGAAGCACCUACCUUACUUUUGUUAAGGUAUCCAGGUAGGGUACGUAGGUAGGUAAAGAAAUAUCCCAGAGAUCCAGAAAUACUACUAGAGGAAACACCAGACGAAUGGUCCUUCCGUCCAGGUUUUUCAGAGUAUCCCAUGUUCCUCUGCACCUGCUAUGCCGCGACGCCCACCAGCAACUUCUUUCCUCCACUGUCGUAAAUUUCGAGCUGCACUUGCCUCAUCCACCACAUAUCAGGUACGUAUCCACAGUCAUGGGAAACGAGGAAAGAACCAACACAUCAAAGCUUCCUCGCCAGAUAUUCUACCCUCAGGUGCUUACCUAAACCGUAGACAGUCCACAGAAAAAAGUUGAGAAAU